CAUCUCAAACAGGAUGGUUUUGCAUCGGAUCCGUCCAGGAUGCCUGCUGUUGUCCAGAAGUAGGGUGCUGUGGACAAAACAUGACGUGAAAUAUGUGAGGACAACAGCUAGCUGCCGUGAACUCAGCUCAGCAAGUGUACAGCUGCCGUCUGAGGCACGGGUCGUGAUCGCUGGUGGAGGGGUCAUUGGCUGCUCGGUGGCGUAUCAUCUGGCCAAGUCUGGCUGGACUGACGUGGUGCUGUUAGAACAGGGGAGCUUGGGAUGUGGCACGACAUGGCAUUCAGCAGGGUUGGUGGGUCAGAUGCGUGCAAAUACCCUCCACACCAACAUAUGUCAGUACAGCACACAGCUUUAUGCCACUCUGGAACAGGAGACAGGCCUAGGCACUGGCUGGCGGCAGUGUGGCUCCAUGUCCCUGGCCAGGACAACAGACCGCAUGAUUUACCUCAGGAGAACGGCUGCUGCUGCGAGAGCAGCAGGUGUCCAGUGUGAGAUGAUCAGCGCUAAAGACGUAGCUGCUCAGGUUCCCCUGCUGAGGGUGGAUGACCUGAAGGGUGCCCUGUGGAUCCCCGGGGACGGGACGGCAACACCUUCCGAUGUGAUGCAAUCUCUGGCAAAGGGAGCAACGUUACAAGGGGUGCAGAUUCACCAGCAGGUUGCCGUGGAAACUGUCCUGACAGACGCCGGCAGGGUGGCGGGGGUCCGAACCAACCAGGGUGACAUCAGAUGUGAAUACUUUGUAAACUGUGCGGGACAGUGGGCGUGGCAGCUGGGUCAACUGUCCAGUCCAACUGUUCGAGUACCGCUGCAUUCCUGUGAACACUUCUAUGUCGUGACUAAACCCUUCCCUGGUGUGACCAAGAACCAGCCAGUCAUCAGGGACCCUGAUGGCAUGCACUACACACGUGAGUGGAGUGGAGGUGUCAUGGUAGGAGGCUUUGAAAUGAACCCCAGACCGAUCUUCACAGAGGGUAUCCCACCAAAGUUUGAGUUCCAACUGUUAGAGGAAGACUGGGACCACUUCAUGCCCAUCAUGGAGCAGGCCAUACACCGAAUGCCAGCCAUCAAGGAUGCAGAGAUCAGACAAUUUCUAAACGGGCCAGAGAGCUUCACCCCUGAUAUGGCACCUAUAAUGGGGGAAGCACCAGAGCUGCCAGGCUACUUUGUAGCUGCCGGGAUGAACUCAGGAGGAAUCGCCAGUGCAGGUGGUGUGGGGAAGGUCAUGGCUGAAUGGAUCAUCUCAGGGGACCCUCCUGCUGGCACCUGGCCGGUCGACAUCCGCAGGUUUGGAGAGAUGCACAACAACAGGAGAUACCUCAGGGAAAGAAUGAAGGAGAUUUUACCGAUGCACUACCAACAAACCUACCCAAAGCAAGAGUUCCGGACAGCCCGAAGGGUUCUGAUGUCACCUCUGCACCCUCUCCUGGAGAGGGCAGGGGCUGUGUUUGGGGAGACCAUGGGAUAUGAGAGACCCAACUGGUUCUCUAGGCCAGACUCAGAUGACUUCAUGGAGUUGAACAAGCCGACAAAAGGGACGUUUGGGAAGCCGUCCUGGUUUGAAGCUGUGCGAAGGGAGUACUUUGUGUGCUGUGAAAAUGUUGGAAUCGUUGACAUGUCUUCACUUACUAAAUUUGAAGUACAGUCCGCAGGUGAUGAGGUGGUGACGUACCUACAGAGGCUGUGCUGUAAUGAGGUGGAUGUUCCGGUGGGGACAGUGCUGCAUACCGGCAUGCUCAACCACUAUGGAGGCUACGAGAAUGACUGCAGGAUAGCUCGACUCGCCAACAAUCACUACGUCAUAAUGUCCCCACCCAAUCAGAUGGUGCGGAGCUGGGCGUGGCUAAACCGCCAUCUCCCUAGCGAUGGAUCUGUACGGAUCAUGGACGUGACGCGAAGUUACGCUGCUUUCAACGUUCUUGGUCCCAGGACGAGGGAGCUGAUGGCUAGUCUGACUGAUGUGGUCACCAUGAGCAGCCAUAACUUCCCAUCAAAUGUCUGCAGGGAGCUGUGUAUUGGUUUUGCCCCGCGUGUUCGUGUCAUGACCAUCAGUCAUGUUGGAGAGCUUGGAUGGAUGUUGUACGUACCACUAGAGUAUGCGCUACACCUCUAUUUCUACAUCAUGAAGAGGGGCAGAGCAUUUGGGAUCCGUAAUGUAGGCCACUAUGCCAUCACUCACCUGUGUUUGGAACAUGGUAUUCCUUCACUGGGACCUGACCUUCAUCCAUCUGUCACGCCAUUUAAAUGCCAUCAGGAGCAAAGUGUCAAAUUAGACAAGGACUUCAUUGGUCGAUCUGCCCUGCUCAAACAGAAGCAGGAGGGAGUGAGGCAGAAAUUUGUCAUGUUCCUAUUGGACAAUCAUGACCUGGAGAAUGACCUUUGGCCUUGGGGAGGGGAGCCAAUCUGGGAGGGUGGAAGGGUCGUUGGCAGGACGACGUCAGCAGGCUAUGGAUACACUCUGAAGAAACAGAUCUGCCUUGGUUUUGUGCAUGACCAAGAUGCCAUGAAGGAAGAGGGGAGGGUAGUCACUGAUGACUUCAUAACAAAGAACAAGUUUGAGGUUGAGAUUGCUGGGAAACGUUUCUCUGCCACAGCCUCAUUGAUAUCAGAUCACUUGAAACUUUGAAAGACCUGUCCUCAGGACUGAACACCAUCUACACAAUCCAGGAGACCUGUCCUUGGUGCUGAACACCAUCUACACAAUCCAGGAGACCUGUCCUUGGUGCUGAACACCAUCUACACAAUCCAGGAGACCUGUCCUUGGUGCUGAACACCAUCUACACAAUCCAGGAGACCUUUCCUUGGUGCUGAUCACCAUCUACACAAUCCAGGAGACCUUUCCUUGGUGCUGAACACCAUCUACACAAUCCAGGAGAGCUGUCCUUGGUGCUUAACACCAUCUACACAAUCCAGGAGAGCUGUCCUUGGUGCUGAACACAAUCCAGGAUACCUGUCCUUGGUGCUGAAAACAAUCUGGGAGACCUUCCUUGGUACUGAACACUAU
Molecule: messenger RNA, 3001 nt
Organism: Branchiostoma belcheri (Belcher's lancelet)
Lineage: Eukaryota; Metazoa; Chordata; Leptocardii; Amphioxiformes; Branchiostomatidae
Product: pyruvate dehydrogenase phosphatase regulatory subunit, mitochondrial-like
Exons: 18
Coding region: 14-2623 (869 amino acids)
Cellular component (GO): mitochondrion; mitochondrial matrix; cytoplasm
Molecular function (GO): protein binding; oxidoreductase activity
Source: RefSeq, a predicted model, not a curated record